AUGCAAUUAGUUGGAGAAAAGAAGAAAACGGAAGUGAAGUCGGGGACACUUGACCCAGAAUGGGACGAGACGCUGAAAUGGGAACUUGGCUCGAAAGCCCCGCGAGCAGAUGGAUGCAUCGACAUCACAGUAAAAGACUACGAGAGAAUUGGAAGGAAUAAGGUCCUAGGAAAAGCAACCAUCGCGCUGCGCAACCUGGUCCACGCGACCCCAGGGACGCCCAUCGACUAUGAGUUGGGACUCCUUGACGCCCAGGACUCUCCCACUGUGGGCACGCUCACGCUUAAAGUUUCGUACACCCCGCCGCCAGGCGCUGCGGGCGCUGCUAGCGGAGGGCCCACCGUAGGCGGGAUGGCAGCCCGGAGCGCGGCCGUGACCUCGGAACUGGCAGACGGUGAGGAUCAAAGCACCGGGGGCACUGACCUCCCGAACGGUUUACCUGCCGAGAGUAGCGGCAGGAAGCGAGACAAAGUCAAAGCUGGGCUUAAGCGUAUCACGGGACUUAAAGCCAAAGGCCGUAAAGACUCAAGGAUUGCUGCUCCUACCGAGGGCACGCAAGCGGCGGCGGGCGCUGGUGCUAUGAUGCCCAAGAUGCCACAGCAGCGCCAUCGGGACCGACUCUCCAACGUCAAGACCAAGUUCCAGGUGCGCGUGCGCGUGGUCGAGGGGCGGCGUCUGAUGGGCGGCAACAUGAACCCCGUGUGUCGCGUGUCCCUGGACGGCGACGCCAAACAGACCCGCGUCCACAGGGGCACCUCCAGCCCCUGGUUCGACGAGAUCUUCUUCUACCAGCUCGAGAAGCUCCCCAGUGAGCUCCUGGAGGAUUUCCUUGAGUUUAAGGUCUGCAAUUCUAGUGGCAUUCGCUCCACGACCAUCAUUGGCGCCUUCAAGUGCGAGGUAGGCAUGGUGUACGACCAGCCCGAGCACGCAGUCGUCAACCGCUGGCUCGUCUUGGCUAACCCGGACGAACCGACGCCUACUGUGCAAGGAUACCUGAAGGUGAGCGUGGCCGUCUUGGGCCCAGGUGACGUGUGCCCUGACCUGACUGCCUCGCGCACCGACCAGGACGACGUGGAAGCCAAUCUGCUGUGGUCGGCCGGCGUCCAUCUGCAGCCGGCGACCUUCACGCUCACCGUCUACUGCGCACAGAACCUCCCGCGAAUGGACGCAGGGACGAUGCAGACGCUGAAGGAGGUGUUGGGGAUCGGGAAGGCUUCCAAGGAGCUGGUGGAUCCUUACCUCCUGGCCACCUACGCCGGCCGGGAAGUCCAGACCAAGAUCAUGUACACGAACGAGAAUCCGGAGUUCCGCCAGGAUCUGCACAUGGGCUUCCUGUUCCCGUCCAUGUGCAACGUCAUUCGCGUGACGCUCAAGGACUGGGACCGCGUGGGGGAGGACGACACGAUCGGAACGGCCGUCAUCCCCGUGUCCGCGAUCUCCGCGCCGGGAGAGGAUGAUGAAGUUCAAGAGUUGAAUGGUUUUGAGGGAAUAAGUGUGCAGCUAUACAUCCUUUAUUGA
Messenger RNA from Penaeus chinensis, 1518 nucleotides. RefSeq names its product myoferlin-like. Gene Ontology annotation, biological process: membrane fusion; plasma membrane organization. The coding region runs from base 1 to 1518 and encodes 505 amino acids. The transcript is spliced from 12 exons. The record is from RefSeq and is a predicted model, not a curated record. Lineage: Eukaryota; Metazoa; Arthropoda; Malacostraca; Decapoda; Penaeidae.